UAAAGGGCUUGAACAACAAACAGGAAAUGCCUGGCUGGGCUGCCGCUGCUGCUGCUGCUGCUAAUGCAGAAGGGACCAGAAGCAAGAGCGGCAGCGGCAGCAGCAACAGGACUGUGAAGUUAGCAGCCGAACAAGAGAACCCCUGUUGUUAACAAGCUUGCCUCGUUUCUUUCUUAUUUUUCCCCUGCACGGGUUCCUUUUGCAAUUGCAACCAUGGGCUCCUGCUCCCUCUGUCCCAGCGGCAGCAUUCCAGGUGUUGCUGUCCCCUGCUUGGUACUGACAGUGCUGCUGCAUCUUGUUCUGUCGUUCAAUGUUGAUGUGAAAGAUACAAUGACCUUCAGUGGCCCAGUGGAAGAUAUGUUUGGAUACACUGUUCAACAGUUUGAAAAUGAAGAAGGAAAAUGGGUGCUUAUUGGUUCUCCUUUAGCUGGCCAACCUCAGAAGAAAACAGGUGAUGUUUAUAAAUGCCCUGUGGGACAGGGCCAUGGUUUGCCAUGUGUAAAACUAAACUUACCAGAUGACAUCUCCAUUCCUCACGUUGCGGAAGUAAAGGAGAACAUGACCCUUGGAGCAACUUUAGUGACUAACCCAAAUGGAGGAUUUCUGGCAUGUGGGCCUCUUUAUGCUUACAAAUGUGGGCGCUUACAUUACACCACUGGUAUCUGCUCCAAUGUCAGCUCCACUUUUGAGGUUGUAAACUCCAUCGCCCCAUCUGUACAAGAAUGCAAGACCCAGCUGGACAUUGUUAUUGUUCUUGAUGGCUCCAACAGUAUUUACCCAUGGGAAAGUGUCACUGCUUUCUUGGACAGCCUGCUGAGAAAUAUGGACAUAGGCCCCAAAGAGACACAGGUUGGGAUUGUUCAAUAUGGAGAAAAUGUCACCCAUGAAUUUAACCUCAAUACAUAUACAACUACGGAAGAAGUGCUUGUUGCAGCAAAGAAAAUUGGUCAGCGGGGAGGACGCCAAACCAUGACAGCGCUUGGAAUUGACACAGCAAGGAAAGAAGCUUUUACAGAAGCUCGUGGAGCACGCCCAGGGGUCCAGAAAGUCAUGGUAGUUGUGACAGAUGGAGAAUCUCACGACAACUAUCGAUUAAAGAAAGUGAUUGAAGAUUGCGAAGAAGAAAAUAUACAGAGAUUUUCGAUUGCUAUUCUUGGCCACUACAACAGAGGCAACCUAAGCACUGAAAAAUUGGUUGAGGAAAUAAAAUCGAUUGCAAGUGAGCCAACAGAAAAGCAUUUCUUCAAUGUCUCGGAUGAAUUGGCCCUGCUUACUAUUGUUGAAGCUCUUGGAGAGAGAAUAUUUGCUCUGGAAGCUACGAAAGACCAGCUGGCAUCCUCUUUUGAAAUGGAAAUGUCUCAAGCUGGAAUCAGUGCUCAUUAUUCCCAGGACUGGAUCAUGCUUGGAGCAGUUGGAGCAUAUGAUUGGAAUGGAACUGUCGUCAUGCUAAAGGACAAUGCCUUUCAAAUCCCAAGAAAUGACACAUUUUAUAACAAGUCUUCGGAAAGAAAUGAGCCUCUUGCAGCAUACUUAGGUUAUACAGUAAAUUCAGCUUCAGUGCCUGGAGAUGUGCUGUACAUUGCUGGCCAGCCUCGAUAUAAUCACACUGGUCAAGUUAUCAUAUAUCGAAUGAGAGGAGCAGAUAUAGAAAUACUUCAAAGAUUAAAUGGGGAGCAAAUUGGCUCCUAUUUUGGAAGUGUUAUCACAACCAUUGACAUUGACAAAGAUACAUUUACUGAUAUUCUUCUCGUGGGAGCACCUAUGUACAUGGGGACCGAAAAAGAAGAACAAGGCAAGGUGUAUGUUUAUUCAUUGAACCAGAAAACAUUUGAACAUCAGAUGACCCUUGAGCCUAUAAAGCAAACAUGCUGCUCGCUACUGAAGCACAAUGACUGCACAAAUCACAACAAGAAUGAACCUUGUGGGGCCCGUUUUGGAACUUCAAUUGCUUCAGUAAAGGACCUCAACCUUGAUGGGUUUAAUGAUAUAGUCAUAGGUGCCCCCCUUGAAGAUGAUCAUCGAGGAGCUGUGUAUGUUUACCAUGGCAAUGGGAACACUAUAAGGAAAGAAUAUGCCCAGCGCAUUGCAUCAGGUGGCGAUGGGGAAAAGAUGAAAUUUUUUGGCCAAUCGAUACACGGUGAAAUGGAUUUGAAUGGAGAUGGACUGACAGAUGUCACUAUUGGAGGCCUUGGAGGGGCGGCCCUCUUCUGGUCUCGAGAUGUUGCUGAAGUAAAUGCUUCCAUGGAAUUCACGCCCAGCAAAAUUAAUAUCCAGAAGAUAAACAAUGACAUGCAAAAGCAACGGGUGUUCAUCAACGCCACAAUUUGUUUUAAAGUCAAAUUAAAAUCAGAGGAGGCCACAAUGAAUGAAACAAGUAUCCAGUAUUGGAUUACACUUGACGCCCAAAGAAAGUUGUCACGAAGCCUUUUCACAGAAACUCUUGAACGGAAGAUGCAAAAAAAUAUCACAGUCAAAGGGUCAGAAUGUGUUAACCAUAACUUCUACAUGUUGGACCAGCCUGACUUUCGUGAUUCUGUAAAGGUUUUGUUGGACUUCAACUUCUCUGAUCCAGAGAGUGGACCGAUCCUGGACAGUGCAAUGCCCAACUCAAUAUAUGAAUAUAUCCCUUUCACAAAGGAUUGUGGAACCAAAGAGAAAUGUAUUACCGAUCUACAGCUGACUGCCAAUGCAGCCGUAGAAGGAAGCAGUUCAUCGCCAUUCAUCAUCAGGUCGAGCAAUCUGAAGUUCUGGGUCCGGAUGCUUGUUAAGAAUAAAAAAGACAGUGCUUAUAAUACCAGAGUCAUUGUUCAGUAUUCUCCCAAUAUUAUUUUUGCUGGGAUUGAGAAAAUAUCAAAAGAUAGCUGUGAAUCUGGGCCUAAUAUCACUUGCAAAGUGGGCUACCCCUUCCUAACACCUGGCGAGGAGAUCUUCUUCGAUAUAGCAUUCCAAUUCAAUGUGUCUUCGCUUCUGGAAAAUACUGUGAUUCAGUUUUCUGUCACCAGUGACAGUGAAGAACACGAAGAGACCCUCGCAGAUAACAGAGGAAGCAUUGCAAUACCAGUCAAAUAUGAAAGUGGAUUAAUAUUUAAAAGAGAGCCCAGUUCAUUUCACAUCAUUAUUGCUGCAAAUGAUACUUUCCCUAAAUAUAUUAAUUCCACUGAGAACAUCGGAGAUGAAAUUAACAUAAACUACAUGAUUGAAAAAGGUGACCAUUUUCCAAUGCCACCGCUCACACUGCAAAUCUUGUAUCCUAACCUGACUUCAGUCGAAAACUAUAUCCUCUACCUGACCGCCAUAUCUUUCUCAGAGAAUGUAAACUGCAAUUCCAGCCACUCCACAAAUCCGUUGAGAAUUGGUGGUGGCCCUUCCUUCGAGACAUCAGGAAUAAGACACCCUCUAAAGGAUCCAAAAAUAAACUGUGAUUUUUAUCGCUGUGAAUCUAUUAACUGUACGGUGGCCCCAUCGAAUAUAACGCAUGUGAACAUUUCAUUCCGAAUCUGGAAACGUACCUUUAAAAAGGCAAAUCUUCAUAGUGCAGAGGUCAGCGUAAGAGCAUUACUCAGGAGUGGAAACUCAUUACUAAUAUUGAAAAAAGAAAAUGAAAGAAUAGAGACCAUUAUUAAAAUUUCCAAAGAGCUUCUUCCUGGUCACGUGCCACUAUGGGUUAUUUUGCUGAGCGUUUUUGCUGGACUUUUGAUUCUUACGCUGCUUAUAUUUGCAUUAUGGAAGGCUGGGUUUUUCAACAGGCCAUUAAGGAAGAAAAUGGAGAAAUGAGAAGUGGAAACCCUCCAGAAGAAAACUAGGAAUUCUACAAGGACUUGUCCUCAGGUCUUCCUCAGAAAUGUGACUGUAAAACACUGACUUGGAGCAAUCAAGGUGGUCACAAACGUUUUCUUGAACACUAACAGAAAGUGCCUAACACUAAACACACACAUACACACAAACACACACAAAAACACAUGAAGCCAACAAAUCAAUGAUAGAAAAGGGCACACAGCACAUGUUGUGUGUCUACGGAGACUUUGGGCUUCUGCAUCUCAAGCAACCCAUUUCCAUGGGGCAUGCAGACUCCUUUUAAAACCCAGGAGAGCUUUAAAAGCAAUUUGGGAUAUGGCCAGAAUGGAGAGUGGUCUACAGAGGAAAGGAAACAACAGUGGAGUUGUGGGUUGGGACCAACUGGCUGAAGGUAGCUUAGCUUAGCUCUGCAGCUCUGUAGAUCCCAGUCUUUUCCCUAACCACCUCCCAAAAAAGUUGGUGUUUGUUUUCAGAGCAGCACUCCUCUAAGGCUGUCACAUUUAUAGGGCAGUGUGUUCUAUUGAACUAAAUGGGAUACAUUUCCUAAUAAUACAGGUUUCCUACCCAUCUGGCACUCUCCUGAUAUUUUGGAAUACAGCCAUGUUAGCCUCAGACAGCACAACCAUCGGUCCCUAGGCUGAGAGAGAGUAUUGUAUUUGGGAUCAGUCUCAAACAUUUUGUAAAGUUGCUGUUUUGUUGUUCCAAAAGAGGGGCGAAGGUGCAGGAUCAUUUCCCAUAAGUAAAGGAAUUCAAAGCUUGGUACUUCACUGUAAGCCUGAAUUUCAAAUCCUGAACAUAGCUGUUGGUUUGAGCGGCAAACAUUUGCUUCGAAGAACAGCACUCAGAAUGCAUCGUUGUGAAAAGGAAAGUUUUCCCUGCUCUAUUUAUGAUGUGACACGCAGAUGUGUUUUGAUCACUUUAUUGUAUGACCAUCAAAAUAUAUAUAUACAAGUGCAGUGCUGGUGCUGUCCAUUCCUGACACCGCCCAAAUUUUUCAUUCAUUCACUAUUGUACACAAGGAGGUUUGUGUGCCUAGACAAACUUAGUUUCUGUGGUUUCACUAAGAUUUUUGAAAGGAUAAUCAAAUCUACACACACCUUUUUCAAACAUUUAAGAGAUGGGAACAUAUAUAUGGGUGGUUGUGAGCUCUAUGGUGCUGGUGGGCAUUUAACCGUGGUUGUAAUAUAUUUCCUCCAUUAAUCUGGCAAUUAUAUUGGGGGUAGGUAGGAUUGUAGAAAAUCCUGUUGCUUAAAAAUAAAAAAAGCAGUGCCGGUCAGUAAAGAGCCUCUCAUACAUGUGGCUUGUAAUGGAAUAUUUGCUUAAAUAUUUGUUUCCAAUUUAACUGGCACAUUGGAAUUUUGAAAAUGUGAGCAAGUAUUUCGUGGAAUGACCAAAUAUUAUUAUGUCUGUUGGAGGGAGUGGGGUCCAAACCCAAAACCUAUCUAUGUUGCCCUAUUGCUACAAGGUUACAAAUCAGCUGUAUUAGCAUAUAACUACAUGAAGAUUGCAAGUGGCCAUAAUUGUGACGUGUGAGGAAUUCACAGCAUGAAUAAUCACACAUAUUUAUUUGGUACGGCAUACAUUUCACACUGGAGAUUCUGUUGUUUGCCAUUUAAGACAUUGUCAGAAAAACUCGCCAAGAAUCAUGUUAUUUGCACAUAAAUUAAAAGGAAUGGAAACUCAGAUUUAGGAUUAUACACUGAUUCCUACAGGGAAAUGCAUCACAGUAUCAAGCAAUUAAAAAGAAACAAGAGUCUAGCGCUACAAUGAAGCAAGGUGACCUCCCUUGGUUUUCAUUUUUUGCUAUUUAUGUGUCAAGGAAUUAUUUAAACAGUAGCUAUGUUAAGUGUCUGUCUGAAACACUAUUAUGUACACUGUAUCUAUAGAAAUACACUGAAAUAGAAAGAAUGUUUAAAAUCCUAAUAGAGCACAAAACACAGUGGCUCAAAUCCCACUAAAUUUAGCCACAGGUGACUGAAAACACAAGAAGGUUAUUUAGAUACAACUAACUUGUUCCAAUUAGCCGCUUUAAAAAAGGGAAAUCCAUUCAUUUUAGUGGAACUCAAUUUAAAGGCAAACUUGCUUAGGAUCAUGGCCUGAAGAUUGCACUCAAUGGCCCAUUUAGUCUAAUUUAAGACAGUGGAGCUCUACUGGAGAAAGUUGGCUGCAUAUUGUUAUCUAAUAUUGUUUAAUGCGAGUCUAAUUAUCUUUCCCCAAAUAUAUCACCUUUCUUCUGCACUAUGAAAAUGUUUUGCUGUACAUUCACAAUUUGAUAAGCUUGGUGUGUAUAUAAAUGUGGAUAUUUUAAAUGUAAGCUUGGUACAUAUUGUUUAACUUCAAAAGUUUUCUCUCUUUUAUGCUACCCUAUCUGAAUUUUUCACUAUUCUUGGUUGGAAGGUUAUUCCUCUCCCCAAGAAUGAACACGUACAUAUGAGCUAGUUCACACAUGACAGCAAACCACAGGAACCAGCCUUGUCCCUGUGCCCUUCUUCCUGUUGUGUUUUCAAUUAGUUACUUACUGUUUGGCAAUAAAUAAAUAAAAGCUUGCCAUUACAUCUGAUCUAGGAAAUAACAGUUUGCACUAAUCCUUCAACCUAGGAUUGUAGAGCCAACUUCAAACUGGCUUACGAUCCUAGUUCAGAAGGAAAGCACAAACCAUGGUUUACCAAUCUGGGUGCAGCAGCAAGCUAUGGUUCGCACUGAAGUGAGAAUUAACUAAUUGAAAUAGAGAACACAAGGAGACAGGAAGAAGGGCAAAACAAUGUGCUAGCUCAAGGUUUAUUCCAGUGGUAUCAAACCGUUAGCUUUAAAUAUAUUUGAGUAUACACAGAGUUAAAUAAAUUUUCAUUUAUUGUUUUAAGUGAUUAUAUAAAAUUGAUGUAAUGAGUCUGAUUCAUGCUUUAUAGUAUCCAUAGCAUUCAUAAGUCUGAAGCAAACCAUGAGUUCAUUCCUGAAGGCAUACUGUUUGUUUGUGUAUGCUUGUUCCUAAUACAAUUUCACAAUCCUGUCUGAAGAUGAACAAAGCCCUUUGUUUAGUGAAUAAAACUUAGCAGAAA
Podarcis raffonei (Aeolian wall lizard) is the source of this 6851-nucleotide messenger RNA. RefSeq names its product integrin subunit alpha 1 (gene ITGA1). Gene Ontology annotation, cellular component: integrin complex; external side of plasma membrane. Gene Ontology annotation, molecular function: integrin binding. Lineage: Eukaryota; Metazoa; Chordata; Lepidosauria; Squamata; Lacertidae. The record is from RefSeq and is a predicted model, not a curated record. Gene Ontology annotation, biological process: cell-cell adhesion; cell adhesion mediated by integrin; integrin-mediated signaling pathway. The transcript is spliced from 30 exons. The coding region runs from base 214 to 3774 and encodes 1186 amino acids.